Molecule: messenger RNA, 5358 nt
Organism: Melozone crissalis (California towhee)
Lineage: Eukaryota; Metazoa; Chordata; Aves; Passeriformes; Passerellidae
Product: collagen alpha-1(I) chain-like
Exons: 9
Coding region: 1-5358 (1785 amino acids)
Source: RefSeq, a predicted model, not a curated record
AUGGAGCACGGCCAGCAGGAGGAGGAGGAGGAGGAGCAGCAGCAGGUGAGCACGGGGUCGGGCGGGCGGGAGCAGCCGCUCACCGACCGGAGCGGUUGUGAGCCCUGGUUCUGGCUGACAGCAGAGCUGGCCAGCAGCUGCUCCUGGGACACCAAGCUGGGCCAGAGCUGUGCCAGGAGGGACCUGUCGGAGCUGCCCACGCUGGAGGAAGGGCUGCUGCCCUCAGCAGAAGCUUCUGGAGCUGCAGUUCCUGCUUCACCCCUGGAUGUCCAGGAGAGCCGAUUCUCCCCCUGCCUGCCCCUGCUGCUGAGCCCAGCCCGGGGUGAGACGUUCCUGCAGGGAUCCCAGAUGGAUUUCCUUCCCCUCAGAGGAGUCCCGGAUGUUUCUGGAGCAUCCCUGGAGCGUUCAGAGCCUGCCCACAUCCAUGGCACUGCAUCCCUGAGGGGCCCAGCCCUUCCCAGCCCACCCCAGCACUCCCAGCCUGUGGCACAGGAGGAUCCUGGAGCUGCUCCCCAGCCUGGGCAGCCCCUGGGCAGCCAGGGGGACAAUGGGGACAGUGGGGAGAGUGAGCAGGAGGCACCAAUCCCCCUGGGCAGGGGGGAUGCAGCGCAGCCAGCUCCAGAGCAGGGGCUGGGGCAGCCCUGGGGCACAGCUGGGAGGGAUGGACACUGCUAUGGUCACCCCUGUGGUCAUUCCUCCCGGGACAGUGAUGGCCCAGCUGCUGCCCCUGAGCUCUCAGAGGGGAACAAGGAGUCCCCGGGGCAGGAGGAAUCUUCCUCCUCCUCCUCCUCCUCCUCCUCCUCCUCAGGAAACUCCUACAGAACUGCCCUGACCAAAUUCUCUGAGAAAAGCGAGAGGGGUGUGCAGCAGACAAAGGUGAAGGUGGCUGGCAGUGGGGCAGGAGCCCUGGAGAAGCUGGAGAAGGGAAGGAAGGUGCCUCAGCUUGGUUUGUCCCAUAACUUCUCUGAGGGCCUGAUGAAAGGCCAUGCCAAGAACUCGGCUGCUGAAGAAGUUCUUUGUGCAGCAGCCUCUGGGGCAGGCAGAGGAGGGCUGCAGGAGCCUGGGGUGCAGCCCAGGGGCUCUGGAGGGCUCAGGGGCUCCCAGGAGCGGGGGCUGGCCUCCAUGGCUGCUCCUCAGGGGCUGCAGGGAGCUCUCCUGGGCCAGCAGCAGCCAGCAGGGAAGCUGGGGACAGAGGGGCUGCUCCCUGCUGGGACACCCAGCCUGACCCAGCCCCAGGAUGCUGCCCCCUGCCCUGGGCACUCCCCAGAGCCUGCAGGGAGCAGGGAUGAGCUCACUGCCUCUGACUGCUCCAUACAGAGGGGACACAAAGCCACAGAGAUCUCCCCUUCCUUCAGCCUGGGGGCUGAGGGCUCCUUCUCCCUGCUCCUGCCUCAUCCCAACUUCCAGUCCACGCCAGGGGUGUUCCUCAAGAGAGCUGGGAAGGCAGAAGGACCUGGUGAAGGCCUGGUGAUGCUCUCAGACCUUCAGGCCUCUCCUUGGUGUCCCAGUGAAGAAGCCCCAGGGAUGUCCCCUGUCCCUGGGGAGGAGCAGCCCCCUCCCCAGAGUGCUGUGGCAGAGACCUGUGGGCGUUUGGAGUCCCUGAAGCUGGAAUCUCCCUGCCCUGGCAGGAUGCAGUCCUUCCCCUCACUGAGCUUCCUGGAGAAGGUGGGAGCCUGGCACCUGCAGGGUGCUCCCACCUGUGUGCCAGGUGCAUCUUCUCCUGCAAGGAAAGCCUCCAGUGCACCUCCCAGGCAUUCAGGCUGUGUUUCAGCAGUGCAGGAAAGCCUGGGGGACCCCAAGGGCAGUGCUGCUCGUGCCUGCAGGGGCACAGGUUCUCUGGGAAAUGUGCAUUUCCCUCAGACUGAGCUGCUGCCUGCCCUCCCUCUGAGCAGGUCCCAGUCUGACAGCGCCAUGAACAUCUCCAGCAGGAGCACAGCCCUGCCUGCCCUGAGCCCUGCAGCACAGGGGGAGCAGAGUGCUGCUCUGGGGGGCUCUGACAGCCCCACCCCACAGAAGGGGCUGCCUGGAUCCCCUGCUGAAGAUGGGCACAGCACCACCAGGCGAAGCUCAGCCCCAGAUGUGUUUGUGCCCAGUGCUGCUCAGCUCCUUCCAAAGGAUGGGAGCUCCCCAGCUGAGGAGCACCAGGACUGUGAGGAGAAGGGAAAUCAGUCCCUCAGCCUCAGUGUCCCCACUGGUCACAUUAUGGACAGCUUUGGAGUCAUUCCCUUGGAGAGUCUGACUUUUCCUGUUGGUCCUGAGGAGCCUCAGGGGGCCCUGGUGGUGCCCAGGCCCUGCCCCAGUGCAGGAGGGAACAGCCCCAUCCCCUCUGGAGCAGCCCUGGAGACUCCCAAGAAGGAAGAGCUGAAUAUUGAAGAAAGGAUCCCGGUGUACCUGCGGAACCUGGGCAUCGAGCAGUCCCCUGGCACCAUCCUGGCCCCCUUUGUGCCCCGCGGGCCCCUCCGGGAGCUGGAGUUCUCCCCAUGGGGGCUCAGGAGCCUGCAGCCCCCCCUGGACACGGCCCCCCUGGACAGAGUCCCCCCGCAGGCCCAGGGUGCCUUGCUGCCAGCCUUUGAGCUGUCCCAGGCCAGCUUUGGCUCGGAUGUGUCCCCUCUGAGCGUGUCCCUCUCCGUGGGCUCAGAGGCUGGCUCGGAGCAGGAGCAGGACCUGCUGUCCCCCCCGGAGCUCAGUGCCAUCUCCCCCACGCUCUCUGGGCACUCCCCAGCCAGCCAGGGCAGUGUGCCAGGCCCCCAGCUGGAGGGGGGAGGCCCAGGGGGCACAGAGGGGUCCCCUGGACCUGCUGGGGCAGAGCAGAACCUGCCCAGCUGCUCCUCGGGCAGGGAUCCCCGGGAUGGGGGGAGAAGGGCUCAGGGUGCCCUUGCUGACCCUGAGUGCAGGAGCUCAGACAGCAGCCAGCAGGGAUGGGCUCUGUCUGGGCUUGGGAAUGACAUGGAAUUGGACAGAGCAUCCUCGAGCUCUGGGGUGGGAAGUGAGAGCAGCCAGGGCCAGGAAAGGGAAUCCCUGAUGGGCCCUGAGGCCCUGCAGGAGCUCCGGGAGCUGCUGGCACAGGCAGAGGGUCUGGCUGCCAGCUGGAGCCGUCCUGGUGGCCCCACAGCCUCCUGCACAGAGCCUGGGGAGGCUCCCCCGGGGCUGGGUGGGAGGGAGGAGGAUCCAAAGGAUGCCAGGUUAGGCCAGGACUGGAUCCCAAAGCUGCAGGACACACUGACAUGGGAUGAGGCCGUGACCCCGAGGCGUGUGCGGGCACAGGAGCUGGACACGGACCCUCUGGAUUCUGCCAGCUGCCAGCUGGCAUGGGGACACCCUCUGGCUGUCAGCUCCCAGUGCAGGGAAGGGCUGAGGGCAGUGGCCCAAGAGCCAAGGACAGGGAAAUCCAUGGGGAGGUGGGAGCCAGAAGGGAGCAGCAGUGUGGGCAGGAGCCAGGCUGCCCGUGCAGGGCUGGCACAGAGCACUGCCAGCAGCCUCCUGGGCAUUGGCACAGCCCCACAGCCCAGCCAUCCUCCUCCCCUGGAGCCCCUGGGCAGUGCCCCCGCUGGCCUGGGCAAUUCCCUGGGCUCCUGGGGCCAGGCUGGCACCGCAGCAGGGACACAGGGCAGCGAGGACAGCAGCAGUGGGGAUUCCCUCAGUGCCCGGGUCAGGAGCCUCCUGAGGAGGGCUGGGCAGUCCCAGCAGCCGGGCAGUGCCCCGGGGGUGGUGCAGGACAGCCUGCCCGGGGCUGGAGUUGCUCGGAGCCUGCCAGGAGCUGCCCUGAGCCCAGCGGGCAGCAGCAGCAGCGGUGACUCGCUGGCCACCCGUGUCCGCAGCCUCCUGGGCACCACUGCCCCGGCCAGCCAUGUCCUGAAGAGCGCUGAGGAGCACGAGAGGAGGAUCCGAGCCUGGGUGAAGAUGAAACUGGCCAGCCAGUCCCAGGAGUGUGAGGCAGACUGGGAUGAAGAGCAUCAGCUCAGGAUGGAGGCAAUCAAGGCAGAGCUGCUCCCAAAGCCCAGGGAACCUGCACCAGCCAAGGAUCCCUGGCUCUGUGGUUUGGAAGCAACUUCUGAGUACUUGAGGAAGCAGGAGCAGGACCUGGAGGGUGUGCAGGGUCCCAGGUGUCCCAGGGACAGGCAUGGACAGCUCUCCAGGACCUGGGAACUCCUCCAGCCCCGCUCACCACCAGCAGCACCAUUCCCUAGAGCUGGUCCCUGGCAUUCCUCCCUGCUGAAGGACAUGCACCUGAAACCUUGGGGUGCUGCUGACCUGCAGGAUGUGCAGCUGAAACCUUCUGGUGUUGCUGACCUGCAGGAUGUGCAGCGGAAGCUCUACAGUGCUGCUGACCUGCAGGACAUGCAGCUGAAGCCCUGCAAUGCUGCUGACCUACAGGAUGUGCAGUUGAAGCCCUGGGGUGCUGCUGACCUGCAGGACAUGCAGCUGAAGCCCUGCAAUGCUGCUGACCUGCAGGACAUGCAGCUGAAGCCCUGCAAUGCUGCUGACCUGCAGGAUGUGCAGUUGAAGCCCUGGGGUGCUGCUGACCUGCAGGACAUGCAGCUGAAGCCCUGCAAUGCUGCUGACCUGCAGGAUGUGCAGUUGAAGCCCUGGGGUGCUGCUGACCUGCAGGACAUGCAGCUGAAGCCCUGCAAUGCUGCUGACCUGCAGGAUGUGCAGUUGAAGCCCUGGGGAGCUGCUGACCUGCAGGAUGUGCAGCUGAAACCUUGGGGUGCUGCUGACCUGCAGGAUGUGCACCUGAAGCCCUGCAGUGCUGCUGAGCCACAGGAGAUGCAGCUGAAGCCCUGGAACACUGCUGACCUAAAGGACAUGCAGCUGAAGCUCUACAGUGCUGCUGACCUGCAGGAUGUGCACCUGAAACCUUCUGGUGCUGCUGACCUGAAAGACAUGCACCUGAAGCCCUGGAACACUGCUGACCUGCAGGACGUGCAGCUGAAGCCCUGCAGUGCUGCUGAGCCACAGAAGAUGCACCUGAAGCCCUGGAACACUGCUGACCUAAAGGACAUGCAGCUGAAGCUCUACAGUGCUGCUGACCUGAAGUCCUGGAACACUGCUGACCUGCAGGAUGUGCAGCUGAAACCUUCUAGUGCUGCUGACCUAAAGGACAUGCAGCUGAAGCCCUGCAAUGCUGCUGAGCCACAGAAGAUGCAGCUGAAGCCCUGGGACACUGCUGACCUGCAGGAUGUGUACCUGAAGCCCUGCAGUGCUGCUGACCUGCAGGCGAUGCACCUAAAGCCCUGGAACACUGCUGAGCUGCAAGUGCACACCCAGCACGCAGCCAUGGGGCACCCCAGGCUGCAGCUCCUCAGGAACCAGCCCAGCAGCCCAGGAGCAUCCAGGCUGGGAAGGGACAGACCCUGA